Messenger RNA from Lentinula edodes (shiitake mushroom), 654 nucleotides. RefSeq names its product ras protein. The record is from RefSeq and is a predicted model, not a curated record. Bases 1 to 654 code for a protein of 217 amino acids. Gene Ontology annotation, molecular function: GTPase activity; GDP binding; GTP binding. NCBI's taxonomy places the organism in Eukaryota, Fungi, Basidiomycota, Agaricomycetes, Agaricales, Omphalotaceae. Gene Ontology annotation, cellular component: plasma membrane. Gene Ontology annotation, biological process: signal transduction. The transcript is spliced from 7 exons.
AUGGCUGGUAGAACGACGUUCUUGAGGGAGUAUAAGCUUGUCGUUGUCGGUGGUGGUGGUGUUGGAAAGUCUGCUUUGACUAUUCAGUUUAUUCAAAGUCACUUCGUGGACGAGUAUGAUCCUACUAUCGAAGAUUCAUACCGGAAACAAUGCGUAAUCGACGACGAGGUGGCUUUACUCGACGUCCUCGAUACUGCCGGUCAGGAAGAAUAUGGUGCCAUGCGCGAACAGUAUAUGCGUACCGGCGAAGGCUUCCUUCUUGUCUAUUCUAUCACCUCGCGCAAUUCAUUUGAGGAAAUUAGCACGUUCCAUCAACAAAUCCUGAGAGUGAAGGAUCAGGAUACAUUCCCAGUCGUUGUGGUGGCCAACAAGUGUGAUCUGGAAUAUGAGAGACAGGUCGGGAUGAACGAGGGACGAGACCUUGCAAGGCAUUUCGGCUGCAAAUUCGUCGAGACCUCCGCCAAGGUCAGAAUCAACGUCGACCAGGCCUUCCAGGAUCUCGUCCGCGAGAUUCGGAAGUAUAAUAAGGAACAACAAACUACUGGCCGAAUGAUGACUGGAGGGGGAGGAGGAGGUCCCCCAGGCACAUACGCAGGCAAAGAUCCAAACGACGAAGGCGCCGGCGGUUGUUGUGGUGGUUGUGUUGUGUUGUGA